UUGUAUUUAAGUUUAUUACAUAAUUAAGUCCACUGGUGUUGAUACUAAAAUGGUUUUGUUAAUUGGAAUUGUAUUUGCAAAAUUGUGGAAUUUAUCAAUAUCAAUCUCAAUGGAAAAUACUCAACUGGGUUUAAAUUCAAUACAUCAACCUUUGACAAACAACUAUAUCAAAAAAGAAUGUAUUUAUAGGCCACCGGAAACUCCAAAAAAAUUUUGUCCUGAUCCAAACGUCCGCUAUAUUCUUUAUAAUAAUGGCAAACGGCAGGAAAUAGAUUACAUGCAGUCUGAUUGGUUACGACAAAGUAUCUGGGAUCCUAACAAAGAAGAUAUUAUGAUUAUUCAUGGGUACGCAGGGGGGGAUAAUACAUUACCAAUAGUGGUUUUAAGAGAUGCCUAUAUAGAUAAUGGUAGUUAUAAUGUUUGGAUGGCAGAUUGGGGAGAAUUAUGCCAACCACCCUGUUAUAGAGCAGCAGUUAACAACUUACGUACAGUUUCUCGAUGUACUGGAGAACUUCUUGCAUCACUUAGAAAUGCCGGAUUAGAAACUAACAAACUUACAUGUGUUGGACAUUCUUUGGGUGCUCAUAUUUGUGGACUAAUUUCUCGAUAUGUAAACUUUCGUUUACAUAGAAUUAUAGCUUUGGAUCCGGCUAGACUCCUUGUAACUACUGAUAUAAAAUUAAAUAGUGGCGAUGCAAAGGCAGUUCAUAUUUUACAUACAAAUGCUGGUCAUUAUGGUGAAAGUGAUAAAAGUGGCCAUGUUGAUUUUUGUAUUAAUGGUGGGAAAAUACAACCCUUCUGUGAAACAAGUAAUCUUGAUGUCCAAUUAUGUAGUCAUGUUUGGUCAAUUUGUUAUAUGGCUGAGAGUUUACAUUUAGGAAAGGCUAAGAAAGCCGAGCCCUGUUCUAGACAAUGUCCAGCUGGUCCACGUCCCGAUUUAAAAUUGGGCAAGCCAAUUAUGAUGGGCCAACAUACACCUCUAUCGGCAAGUGGAUCAUAUUGUGUCCAGGAUAAUCUUAAUCCUCCAUACUGUCCAACAUUUUUAGGAGAUAUUGGCGAUAAAAGAUGUUGCCUUAAAAAUGUAUAAUUUAAUUUAAAUAGUGAGAAAAAUAA
Messenger RNA from Brassicogethes aeneus, 1113 nucleotides. The record is from the annotation of a GenBank genome assembly. Lineage: Eukaryota; Metazoa; Arthropoda; Insecta; Coleoptera; Nitidulidae.